Molecule: messenger RNA, 384 nt
Organism: Mesorhabditis belari
Lineage: Eukaryota; Metazoa; Nematoda; Chromadorea; Rhabditida; Rhabditidae
Source: the annotation of a GenBank genome assembly
AUGCAGAUCUUCGUGAAGACUCUGACGGGCAAAACCAUCACCCUUGAGGUUGAGGCAUCGGACACGAUCGAGAAUGUAAAGGCCAAGAUUCAAGACAAGGAGGGCAUCCCACCUGAUCAGCAACGUCUCAUCUUUGCUGGUAAACAAUUGGAGGAUGGACGCACACUCGCCGACUACAACAUCCAAAAAGAAAGCACCCUUCAUCUUGUUCUCCGACUUCGUGGAGGUAUCAUCGAGCCGUCGCUUCGUCAGCUCGCCCAAAAGUACAACUGCGAGAAGCAAAUCUGCCGUCGCUGCUAUGCUCGUCUCCCACCACGUGCCACCAACUGUCGCAAGAAGAAGUGCGGACACUCGAACGACCUCCGCAUCAAGAAGAAACUUAAA